CUUCUCAACAUGUCAAGACCGCAGGGGCACGCUCGCUUGAAUACCGGCCCCAAGCCGCCCACGGCUUCCCCCGCUGUCGCCGCGACGCGCCGCAGCGCGGGCACGCUGCCCGGAAUAGCGCGGACCGCCUCGACGCUGCGGCAGAAGACGCCGGGUGGACCAGCGCCCCUCCCGGCCCAUCUCCGCAAUCUAUCGGCGCCACGCAUCCCCUCCCCGCUGGGACAGGGCACGCCGGCGCGGCAGGCGAAGCAGUCGCUUCCGGUGCGCACGUCCAAGACGAGCGAGAAGCACGUCCUGCUUCCCGAGGACCCGCAGCUUGCGCCGCUGCCCCGCUCCGCGUCCGAUACAAAUUUGUCGCGCCCGCGCUCGUCCUCCGUCACUGCCCCGCAGCGCACCGACGAGCGCUCGGAGGCGGAGAAGAUGACAAAGCGCGAGCGCAACGAUUCCGGCUUCAGCCGCCUCAUCGCGUACGACACCGCCGAGGGGUACCGCCUCAAGCUGUUACAGGCAUUUUUGAAACGCGAGCACGGGGUUGGCGUCGUCCGCGUCUUCGAUGACUGCGUGUAUGCGGUGUACAACCUCCCGCUGUUGCCGGGGUAUGGUGCGACGAACCGCGUGCGAUCGUCGCCCGCCGUCAAGUCGCCGGGCGGAGUGAGCAUGUUGGAGCGCAUGACGCAGGCCGAGGAACAGGGGUAUGAUGACGAGUACUUUCCCGUCGAGGCGGACGAGCCGGUGACGGGCGCCGACCCGAGCGAGUACAUUCUCUCCCGCUCGCCGCCGUCGCCGGUCGCCACGCACAGCAUCAGCUUGGACGGAAUUGCGGUGGAGCGCGGCGAGCCCAUCAGUCUCCCCGAACCCGUGCGCUCCCCGCCCAAAGACGAGCCUCCCGUGGCGACCACAGCAAACUCGUUCGGGGACGCGUUCGCAGACGAGCACCCGCCCGUUGAGGUGCCACAGAUCCGCCCGCCGCCGCGCAUGCGCCGCAGAUCCACAGGGUACAAGCACCCAGUCGCGGAAGCUGUGUUCUUCAACUAUGGCGUGAGCGUUUUUUUCGGCUUUGCGCCCGGCGAGGAGACGAGUAUCAUGGAGGACAUACGGAAUGCGGGCGUAUGGCAGGUACCCUCUGCGGAAGAUGACUGGGAGAUCGAAGAGUUCCAUUACGAGUACGACCCUGAUGCGGAGAGUCCGCGCAUCUACAACGACAUGUUUACGUUCAAGAGCCGUUCGCACCUGUUCAAGCUGUCGCUCGCGCACGCGAUUGCGCAGAGCACAAAGCUGAGCGUGUACGAGGCCAAGCUGCAGAACUCGCUUGAGAUGACCUCGCUCUUCCCCAAGGAGCUCGCGACGACAGGCCACCUCAAUCUCGACCGCAAGGAGGCGCUGCAGAUGACGGGCAGGCUGUUCAAGUUGCGCAUGGACGUUAAUCUCAUCGGCGGCGUGCUGGACACGCCCGACAUUUUCUGGUCCGAUGCUUCGCUGUAUCCCCUGUACGAGGCUAUCAACCAGUACCUCGAGAUUGAGCCGCGAGUGCAGGUGCUCAAUGACCGCCUCGCGGUUGUGGGCGAUCUGCUCGACAUCAUCCACGACUACAUUGACCAGCGCGCCAACCACCGCAUCACAUGGAUCAUCAUUCUCCUUAUUGCCGUGGCUAUUGUUGUGGGCGUCGGCGAGGUCAUAGCCCGCCUCGUGUUCCACUCGAUCGCCAAGGAGCGACGCGACGACAUGCUCGUCGUCGGCGCCACGCGGUACCUCUUGGGUAUAAGCGAAGGUAGACGGGGGUAGAGUGAAGGAGAUUGACACGGGAUAUAUAACACGACUGGCUGCCGUGGAGGCAGCCACGUAGCCAUAGCCAUGACCAUGUUGUAAUGUGACAACUGAAGAAGAAA
Molecule: messenger RNA, 1886 nt
Organism: Cutaneotrichosporon oleaginosum
Lineage: Eukaryota; Fungi; Basidiomycota; Tremellomycetes; Trichosporonales; Trichosporonaceae
Source: RefSeq, a predicted model, not a curated record